GGAGUGUCUCAAUGUUUACUCAGUGCGUAGGUGUGGUGAAGCCUUCUGCCUGAUGCUGCAGUGAACCAUGGAUGAUAUCUUCCAUUGGUGCCGUGAAGGGAACACCGUGCAGGUGCGACUAUGGCUGGACGACACAGAACAUGACAUGAACCAGGGCGACGACCAUGGCUUCUCGUUACUCCACUGGGCUGCCAAGGAAGGACAUGUGGGGAUUGUGGAGAUGCUGGUCACUCGGGGCGCUCGUAUCAACUCCACAAACUUGGGUGACGACAUCCCACUCCAUCUGGCCGCAGCUCAUGGACACCGCGAUGUUACCAGUCUCCUCCUUCGACAUAAAGCAGACGUCAACUUCAUCAACGAGCACGGCAACACCCCUCUCCACUACGCAUGUUUCUGGGCCUACUCGCUGAUCGCCGAGGACCUGGUGCAGGCCGGGGCUUCAGUCUCCAUCGCCAAUAAGUAUGGUGAAGUUCCUCUAGACAAGUGCAGGGGCGUCAUGGCCAAGAAGCUUCACACCAUGGCAGUUGACAGUGGCCAGAAUCUGGAGAAAGUGGCCUUCAAGGAUCAGAGUUGGCUGGGCUUCAAGACUCGCAGUCGUGAUGCGACAUUGUCCCGACACAAGGGCAUCAACAUUAAUGAACUGGCACUGCACACAAAAAUUGCUGUGAGUCCUUCUGGAGAACUGUGGCGAGGCAAGUGGCAAGGGAAUGAAAUAAUCGCCAAGAUCUUAGCUCUGAGGGAGUGCUCGGCUCGCAUCUGCCGGGACUUCAACGAGGAGUUUCCACGCCUGAGGAUUUUCUCUCACCCAAAUGUUCUUCCUGUCGUCGGGUGCUGCAACAGCCCCCCCAACCUGGUGGUCAUCACACAGUACCUGCCAAAUGGGUCCCUCUUCACACUCCUACACCAAGAUAGUGGUAUUGUGGUCGACACUGCACAGGCGCUCAAGUUUGCCCUUGACAUUGCUCGUGGGAUGGCCUUCAUCCACUCACUGGAGAAGUUGAUCCCCAACUUGUAUGUUUCAUCCAAACACAUCAUGAUUGAUGAUGAUCUAACAGCGCGUGUCAGCAUGGCCGAUGCCAAGUUUUCAUUCCAGGAGCGAGGCAAACUCUACUCCCCACAAUGGUUCUCUCCUGAAGCUCUCCAGAAGAAGCCAAAGGAACUUAACAUCAAGGCAGCUGACAUGUGGAGCUUCGCCGUCACGUUAUGGGAGAUGGCCACUCGUGAGGUGCCCUUCGCUGAUCUCACCCCCAUGGAGGCUGGCAUGAAGAUCGCGUUGGAGGGUCUCCGAGUGAGUGUCCCUCCGGGUAUAUCUCCUCACAUCUCCAAGCUGGUACGCAUCUGUAUGAACGAGGACCCUGGGAAGCGGCCGUCCUUCGAUAUGAUUCUCCCAAUUCUGGAGAAGAUGUGCACCCAGUGAACUGUCUCCAUGAGCGAGGGUGAGGAGGAGGUGAGGCAGUUAAGACGUACCGUAUGUGUGCAUUGUCUUGAAGGAAAUAUGCCUGAAGUGUAUCCAUUACAACAACAGCGUGUGUCACUUUGCUGAGGAGAGAUGAUUUUAAUGUACGGUAACUAUAUAUGCACAUUUAAAUGAACUAAUAGUCAAUAGCUGAACAAGUUGGUGCAUCGUUCGCCUAAACCAACAUCUUAUCACACACAUUCACACAUACACUUUUAAUAAUAAAUAAUAUCUUGCAUUUUUUUCUGUGUAACCAAUAAAUAAAUCUUAUCAUAUCAUUGUAUGCUAUCAUCUAAAAGUGCAAUAUAAGUCAGUAUGUAAGUACAGUACAGUAUAUGGAUGUUUUUAUAAUUGGAAUUUUAUCUUCAAGAGGUUAUUUUCUUAGCAGGAGGAGGACAACUCACUCUAAUACCAUGUAAGUCGGUCUCUCCUGUGUGUUCUCCUCUGGGUCAUGUACUUGCCAUCACUUCUUGUCGUUAAUAUUUUACCUCUUGUUAUAUAUGUUGAUAUUUUAUUAUUGUUAUCAGUCAUAUCUUUUACACCUGUUCUUAUCAUCAUAGAGGAACGAUAAUGAAAAUGACGACUUUUUUAUGAGUCGGCCCACAGCACCAGUCAUGUGGGUGUGGUGAUACAUCUUACAGAUAUUGAUGAAAUAUGAUAUCUAUAUUUCCUUAUAACUUAUCUGGAUGUUUGUAAACUAUUUAAGUUUUUAUGACAAGUUGGUGUUUAAGUUACACUACAUUAAUGGGAUAGACUGAAAGUUUUUGUAUAAUUUAAGUCAGAAUGAAAAUAAUUUUAUAUGCAACAGCCAAAUAAUUAUUGAUUUAAGAUGCUAAGUCAAAAAAGAAAUACUUGUGUCUUGUGCAAGAAAUAUUAACCCUUAAACUGUGGUCAUCAUCAGUGGAUGUAUGCUGUAAGGACGAUGGUCAUCAUCAGUGGACAUAUGCUGUAGGGAUAGCGGCCAUCAGCAGUGAAUGUUUUAUGUUGUUUGCGUACCAUUUUAGCGCACAUGAGGGUGGAUUAUGGAAACUUAGCCACAGUUUAAGGGUUAAGCUGUCAGGCUUAUAUUGUCAAAAAUGUCACAUGUAAUUAUUAGUAGACUAGGACACCCUCAUACAUGGAGGUGUUGAGGACUCAUGACCUGUGUUUGUGCCAAGUAGUUAGCCAAUGUGGAGUUAAUUUUCCAAUUUCUCACACGGUGCAAUUGUAUAAUAGUGAUGUAGGUUAGAUAUAGUUCCUCACAUUAUUGCAUUAUUAACAAAGCUUAAAAAGAUCCAACAGAGGUGUAGGUUAGGGUAGAUUUUAUAUGAAAACACAGCAUGGUUCAACAAUGUAUGUAACCAAUGAAAACAGUGACAUUGUUAAAACAUAGUGGAAUAUGUCAUAAAGUAUUAUCAUUAUUAUGUACAGCUUAUGAAUUGUGUAGUCAUCUUCGAGUGCAAAAGUCAAGCAAUCAUAUAAUACAAUUAGCGUUAGAUUGUCUGCUUUGAUAUUAUGGUACAGUACAGUACAGUGUAGAGUAGUCCGAGACAUUUGUGCUGGUCCUCUACGUGUGUGUCCUUAUGCCUUGUCUCUAGAGAGUGAAUUAUCUACGUAUUUACUGGAAAUGAAUGUGUUAACAUUGGGCAAAAUAUGGGACUGACAAAAUAAGUAAAUAUCUGGCUUUAGUGACCGACAGUUACAGCGCCCGGGGAUAGUGUCGGUGAAUCAAAACGUGUAAGACAUGGACUUUCUUGAGGCACGUCCCCUGUGAAAAUAAUUGCUCCUUUCUGCUCAUGGAAAUUAAUAAAAUGAGUCCCAUUUUAAGUCUGGUGUGUAAACCAUUCAUUUAGUGUAGCUGUAUGAGUUUGGUCAUGUAGUCGCCUUACGUUAUUUUUCAAAUGAGAACAUCACAUGUUAUCUAUGCAACUUGUAAUAUAGUAGUACUUCCUCGCCUUUGAUUUCUCUGUAAUGUAAAGAUAUUUCCACACAUGAUACGGCAAGUAAUGCAGUGUGUCCGCCUAUAGCUGGAUGAUGGUAUUACGUGGCCUCACAUACCACCACAGCUCUGCCGAUCAUGUCUGGAAUGACUGUCUUAUGCGCAUAGUUUUAACCUCAAACUUCAUCACAUUUAGUAUUAGUUUCCAAUAUGAUUAUCAGUAAAAAUGUAUAAUUAAUCAACUGUAUACUGGUCAGGGUUCUCCACACUCACUUUUAACAAGGCCGGCCACCUUUCAGUAGUUUUUGGCCAUCGGUGCCGUGUUAUAUUUCAAGGCCACCAAGCUUGGGCAGCGUGUCCACAGAGUUCCUAGGCUUAGCGUGUGUGUGAGGCUGGCUGUGGAGUGAUCUCUGUGUCAGUAUUGUUCAUGAUAAAUUGACCACCGUGACGGAUCAGUAUUAUUAUGAAAUCUUCCUUGGAUACGUCUCUCUUCCUCACAGUGUUCCCAGACCACCUCUCAUGUCUCUUCCUCCUCCUCACAGUGUUCCCAGACCACCUCUCACCUAGCGUAUGACUCUGUAGUGUGGACGACCCUGACUCAUAGGUAUUAUGGUGCAUUUUUUUCCCCCUAACUCUGAUGCCUUAUUGCAUUUGCAGUGAUUUAUUUUCUUUCAUUGCAGGUGAAAGAUUUUGGUGCUAAUUUUUAAGAGAAUCUUUGAGGAGAAGAAAAUAGUUAUCUGGUAGAAAGUAAAAUUGUGUAAAUAAUUGUAUUCAAGUGAGUUAUUGGAAAAAGGUUAAUACCAGUGACUGUUAGUAGAAUAAAGUUCAACACUAUAUAUACUAUAUGUUUUUUUACGAUGAAGUAGAUAUAUCCAAAUAGAAUAAUCACGUUUAACACAUCUUAAUGGUUUCUUUGACUCGUGUGAGAAUGGAAACAUUUCAGAUAUGGUUUCAUUUAGCUUAAAACUUCAGUCACUUCCAGUCAGAAAAUAUCUAAGCUCUUUAAUUUUGUACAUGACAAUUUUUUUUAUUUUUUUUUUUUCUGACAUGAAUUUUCCUCUUUCUGUGAAUAUGAGAAAAAGAAGAUAAACAAGGCAUUGAAAAAAUAAUUCCCUAAAGGUUUCUGAUAUAUUUUGAAGCAUAUAAUUUUUUUCUAUUUUUCUUCUUCUUAGACUUAUAGGCUAAGCAUAGAAGAAAGUCGUGUGGAUGUGUUUUGGAAAAUGAACACCCUAGUGUAUAACAGAUUAGGGGGCAUGAUUCAUCGCUCUGGUUAUCGUAAAUUGCCUUAUUGAUCGACCUGGGGGGGGGGGGUACUGCGAUGGGUUAGUGUCGGGUGUGUGCGUAAGUAAACAAUGCCUCGUAAAUGAUCUCUCUAAUAAAUUUGUCUUCCUUUUGUGAUGGAUCAGUAAACGCCUCCAUCAAUCCGACGCGUUUGUUUGUUUUAUCAAGGUGAUGUCACUUCAAUGCACCGACACUUAUACGAUGCCAUCACUUAGAUAAUAGGCUGACAUCAGGAUUAAGGUGAUGUUAAUAAGUUGAAAUCAGUUGCUAGCUGAGAUCAGUAGUAAGCUGACAUCACAAAUAAAUUGACAUUACUGUAUAUUAACAAACUGACAUCACUAAUACUGUACUGACAUUAAUAAAUUGACAUUCCUAGUAUUGACAUCAAUAAUUAGCUGACCUUACUAGUACUGACACUAAUAAACUGACAUUACUAGUACUGACACUAAUAAACUGACAUUACUAGUACUGACACUAAUAAACUGACAUUACUAGUACUGACACUAAUAAACUGACAUUACUAGUACUGACAUUAAUAGACUGACAUCACUAGUUCUGACAUUAAUACACUGACAUCAAUAGUACUGACGCUAAUACUCUGACAUCACUAGUACUGACAAUAAGCUGACAUUAUUAAACUGACAUCACUCAUAAAGUGACAUUAUUAAACUGACAUCACUCAUAAAGUGACAUUAUUAAACUGACAUCACUCAUAAAGUGACAUUAUUAAACUGACAUCACUCAUAAAGUGACAUCAGUAAUACUGACAUCCUUAAUAAACUGUUUACCUCCAAUAAACUGACAUUAAUUACAUAAAGAUAAUAAACUGACAUUGCUCGAGUUAACUGACAUCACUAACUACCGCCUCUGUGACAUAAGUUAACUGACAUCACUAACUACCGCCUCUCUGACAUAAGUUAACUGAUAUCACUAGCUACUGCUUCUGUGGCUUAAGUUAACUGACAUCACUAACUACUGCUUCUGUGACUAUAGUUAACUGACAUCACUAACUCCUGCUUCUGUGACUUUAGUUAACUGACAUCACUAACUACUGCCUCUGUGACUUCAAUAUCAUAAAGGUUGAACAUUUUAAGUAGAGAUGAAAAUGGUUUUGAUAUGUGAAGUGAAGAAAACAUCAACACUAAUUUGAUAACUUAACACUACUCACAGUCAUUGAUGUCCUCGUGAUGGAACAGCGAUUAUAACAAAUAAAGUCUGAAAAAGAGUAAUUAAUAUCAUUGACAAACGUGCACAUAAUGGCCAUGAACAAUAUAUUGAUGACCCUUGGUGAGUUGCACUUUUGUCCGAUGGUGAGUUGCACUUUUGUCCGAUGGUGAGUUGCACUUUUGUCCGAUUUACACUUUUGUCCGAUGUUUUCCCUCUCCCUUCAAAAGAUGAUUUAAAUUAUGUUAAAGAAUAUAAUGAUGUACAAUAUUAUCCUCAAAAUUUGGUGUGAAGAAACCAUCGUGCGGCAGCAUCGAUAAAGAUGGCCGCUGCCGAUGACUUUGAUAUAUCGUGUGUUGUUGGUCCACGUGGUCGUGCCUUACGUGUCUCGUCUCGUAGUCUAGGGUCCACUCUGUCCAGCACAAAAGUUAAUGCUGUCCAGUUUAUUUGUGACUGUGCCGGUAAAUAUAAGCUGUGGACGGAGCUUCUUGGUUGCAUUGUGUUGCUCAUAUUGACAAGUACAGUACAUUAAUGUGAACUCCAUUGUUUAGUUUAGGACUGAAUAAGUAACCUUUCCUUUAGUGUUAAUACAGUAGUUGAUUUGCUGUAAUAUUUAAUUUCAUAUGAUUUUAUGAAUUGAUACAGUAUCACCCAGGUAAAUGAUUCAUUGUGUGACUUGUGCCUGACAUACUGUACAGUGACACAUAAAUGCAUACAAAGUGCUCCGGGCAAGAGGUAGACAAGUGACAAUAGUUUAAAAAGAAAAAUGCCAGAAAACACAACUAAAGUUUAAGGGGAAGAUUAUAAUAAUACAGUACAGUAAACACAUCCAAACCUGCAGUGUCACUUGCUUGUCUUGUUCUGACCCGGAGCAGCUCGACAGUACAUAGAGUAAUAAUAUGAGGAGUAAAACACAACAUUUUGUUUGAUUGAUGAUAUAUUUGUAAUUUGUUUGAGAUUGAUUUGCUGUCAUCUUAAAGUGAGAGUGACAUAUUGGGUGACAUCUGUGUUGAGAAAAACUAGAAAUAAAUUUAUGCUUGCUUAUUUCUGCAGUAUACUUGGUGAGUAAAUUUUGUAGGAUAAUUAGCAUAAAAAGUACAGUAUUUUUGCUUUUGUUUUGUAAUGAAGUGUUUAUUAGCUUUUAUGUACUGUAGUUACGUGCAAGUUCUAUCACUAGGUUAACCGACAAUGACCCUAUUUUCUGAAUCAUCAUGACAUCUCAGCUUCAAAAGGCAGUACAGUAUAAACUUUCACAUGAAGUAUAUCAGAAAAAUAUUCCUAUCAGAAUUUUCAGCACUAGACAUAUGCAUUAAAUGAAAGAAGUCACAAUGACCAGGAAUUAUAUGGUACUGUUUUCUGCACCUGUAACAUUGUAAUUAUUUUUUAUCUUAUUAGAAUGUUUAAUGAAUUAAUUCUUUCCACUGUAGGACACUGCAUUAAGGACUUAGUGUUGCUGUGUUUGGUGGUGUUAACCAUUGGUCCACACUCUGACUCUUAACCCUUAAAUGGUGGUUAUCAUUGGUGGAAGUUUCUUGUUACCCUGUGCUUAAAGUUUGUGCACACGGGGUUAGUCCUUCGCCGCCACUUAAGGGCUAAGAAUAAUAACUUUAACUUUCUAGGUUAGUGAAGUCCAUUGACUCAGAUUUACCGGUAAAUGCGUAGUAACUUAUGUUAAAUAGACUGACCAAAACUGUAUUAUCACCGGUGUUUGUCGAGCGGGGUGUUGUGUUGCCCAGGGCUUACACAGCUUAAGUUCUCACAUUUCCUCGGCGUAAAAAUACAAGACGAAUCUCUUCUGCUUUUGUGAUUUUCUUAAAAGUGUUCUUAGUGAGUGCCUUUUAACAGAUCAUUUUGUAUAUUUUUAUGUGUUUCACCCGAUUGCCAGUGUCACUAAUUUAAUUUCGUAUUUCAUAUGUAUGGACUGUUUGGUCUUACUAAUAGUGACUAAGUUUGUAUAAAACACUGCCACUUUAUGUUAAACUAAAAGCCUCAACCAAAAUAUUAAUAAUUAUGUAUUACUAGACCAAUUAAUAAAUGGAUGUAAUUUGA
Messenger RNA from Homarus americanus (American lobster), 7868 nucleotides. It is a transcript of the gene Ilk, whose product is annotated as integrin-linked protein kinase homolog pat-4-like. Gene Ontology annotation, cellular component: focal adhesion; stress fiber. Gene Ontology annotation, biological process: integrin-mediated signaling pathway; cell-matrix adhesion; protein phosphorylation. The transcript has 10 exons. The record is from RefSeq and is a predicted model, not a curated record. Gene Ontology annotation, molecular function: ATP binding; protein binding; protein kinase activity. Bases 68 to 1417 code for a protein of 449 amino acids. NCBI's taxonomy places the organism in Eukaryota, Metazoa, Arthropoda, Malacostraca, Decapoda, Nephropidae.